Messenger RNA from Chinchilla lanigera (long-tailed chinchilla), 1914 nucleotides. It is a transcript of the gene Fbxo22, whose product is annotated as F-box protein 22. Gene Ontology annotation, biological process: positive regulation of proteasomal ubiquitin-dependent protein catabolic process; protein polyubiquitination; regulation of skeletal muscle fiber development. Bases 62 to 1270 code for a protein of 402 amino acids. The transcript is spliced from 7 exons. NCBI's taxonomy places the organism in Eukaryota, Metazoa, Chordata, Mammalia, Rodentia, Chinchillidae. The record is from RefSeq and is a predicted model, not a curated record. Gene Ontology annotation, molecular function: protein binding.
CCUGCGCAGUGCGCGCCCGCGGCUUCGCGGCCUCUGAACCUCGGGCCGCGGUGCGUCUCGGAUGGCGUCGGGCAUGGAACCCGGCGGCGGCGCAGACCUUCCGGGCGCUUUCGUGCUGAGUAACCUGGCGGAGGUGGUGGAGCGCGUGCUCGCCUUCCUGCCCGCCAAGGCGCUGCUGCGCGCUGCCGGCGUGAGCCGGCUGUGGAGCGCGUGCGCGCGCCGCGUGCUGCGGGGCCAGCGCGACGUGGCCUGGGUGUCCGUGGGCCGGACCGACGCCCUCCCCGACGCCGCCCCUGACGGGCACCGACUGCUACGCGCGGUCGCUGAGGAGCUCGAGAAUGUUCACAUCUUACCGAGGACGGUUCUGUAUAUGGCCGAUUCAGAAACAUUUGUUAGUCAGGAGCAGCGUCGGGGCCACGUGAAAGCAAGGAAAAGAAUGAGUAUGGAAACAGCAGUUGCCCUGGAGAAGCUGUUCCCGAAACAGUGCCAAGUCCUCGGGAUCGUGACCCCAGGAAUUGUAGUGACUCCAAUGGGAUCAGGUAGCAAUCGACCUCAGGAAAUAGAAAUUGGAGAAUCUGGUUUUGCUCUGUUAUUUCCUCAAAUUGAAGGAAUAAAAAUACAGCCCUUUCAUUUUAUUAAGCAGUCAAAGAAGUUAACACUAGAAAAACAUGAGCUUACUGAAGUGGGUCUUCUGGAUAACCCGGAGCUGCGUGUGGUACUUGUGUUUGGCUAUAACUGCUGUAAGGUGGGAGCCAGCAGUUACCUGCAGCGUGUGGUCAGCACUUUCAGUGACAUGAACAUCAUCUUGGCUGGAGGCCAGGUGGACAGUCUCUCAUCGCUGACCUCCGAAAAGAGCCCUCUGGAUAUCAAUGCCACCGGCGUGGUUGGAUUGUCCUUCAGUGGGCUGCGCAUCCAGAGUGCCACAGUGCUCCUUAAUGAGGACGUCAGUGAUGAGAAGGCUGUGGAGGCGGCCAUGCAGCGCCUCAAGGCAGCCAACAUCCCAGAGCAGGACACCAUCGGCUUCAUGUUCGCGUGCGUUGGCCGGGGCUUCCACUAUUACCGAGCCAAGGCCAAUGUUGAGGCGGAUGCAUUCAGAAAGUUUUUUCCUAGUGUGCCUUUAUUUGGCUUCUUUGGAAAUGGAGAAAUUGGAUGUGACCGGAUAGUCACAGGGAACUUUAUACUGAGGAAGUGUAACGAGGUAAAGGACGAGGAUCUGUUCCACAGCUAUACAACCAUAAUGGCCCUCAUUCACCUGGGGUCAUCUAAAUAAAGCAGCUUUCACAGCAUAUAACUUCGGGUUCUGGCUUUUCCAGAAAAUGGAACCUUGGGGUAUGUGUAUUUGAAACAAAAAUAACUUCAUCUGUAUCUGUUUUCCAGCUUUGUUGAUUUGAGAUCACACUGAGGUAGUUUUUAACAUACGUGAAGCAUAACUUUGUACACAACAUAACACAAACCAAUAAUUCUGCAUCAGGAGCAAGCAAAUCUCAGUGGUUGUGUUGCACAAGGUUAUGUAGCUGAUGUAAGGUGACUUCAAAUGGUGGCGGCUGGAGGAUUAGACUUUCCGCAUCUACCUGUUCGUACUAGUAGGUGAUCUGUUAGCUGAAGAAUCUUUAUAAAAGAGAAAAGCCAUAGAUGGCUGAAAAGUUUUUCUCUGCUAUAUUUCAUUUUCUCCAGGUAUUUUUAGAAGUUGGACUGCUAUUAUUGAUCUUUCUACUUAUAUGAUAAAAAUUAAAGAGCUAUUUUUGUAUUGGUGCACAAACUGCCAAAGACUUCUUAGAUUUUAUAAGUAAGCCAUUUUCCUCUUUUCUCUCAACUACAAAAGAAGAGUCUUUUUUUUUCCCCCUGUAGCUCUGUAUAGCUAAUUGGCAGACCAAAAAAAUUAUAGUACCUUAUUUUGGCUUUCUGCCAAUAAAA